GUUGCGUGCUCGCUCGCGCCAGGCGAGUCUCGGCGUCUCUCUCGCGAACUCCGUGAAAGGAAUUGGCGCCGUUCGACACCAGGCGGGUCCGCUCUGCAGCAGGAACCCACGUCCAGCCGCAGCCGCCACCCGCGCCGAGGAGCAGCCGCCGCCAGUGCCGAGGAGGAGCGAGUCUGAGCAGCGCCAGCGUGAACGGGGCCCUCACCAUGAGUUCCUCGCCUGUGAAUGUAAAGAAGCUGAAGGUCUCGGAGCUGAAGGAGGAGCUCAAGAAGCGGCGCCUCUCCGACAAGGGCCUCAAGGCCGACCUCAUGGAGCGGCUCCAGGCCGCGCUGGACAGCGAGGAGGCCGGCGGCCGCCCCGCCAUGGAGCCCGGGAACGGCAGCCUCGACCUGGGCGGGGACUCCGCCGGGCGCUCGGGAGCAGGCCUCGAACAGGAGGCCGCGGCCGGCGGCGACGAGGAGGAGGAGGAGGAGGAAGAGGAGGAGGGGAUCGCCGCCCUGGAUGGCGAACAGAUGGAGAUCGGGGAGGAGAACGGCGCCGCGGGGGCGGCCGACGCGGGCCCGAUGGAGGAGGAGGAGGCCGCCUCGGAGGACGAGAACGGCGACGACCAGGGCUUCCAGGAGGGGGAGGAUGAGCUCGGCGACGAGGAGGAAGCCUCAAAACCCAAGGGCUGUGUGUGUGGCCUUGGGGCUCGGCCUCCUGAAUUCGGGGUGUUGUGUGUUGUAGGCGACGGCAAAAGCGAGCAGAAAGGCGGAGACAAAAAGCGAGGAGUGAAGCGCCCGCGGGAAGACCACGGCCGUGGCUACUUUGAGUACAUUGAGGAGAACAAGUACAGCAGAGCCAAGUCCCCGCAGCCGCCCGUGGAGGAGGAAGAUGAGCACUUCGAUGACACGGUGGUUUGUCUUGACACUUAUAAUUGUGAUCUGCAUUUUAAAAUAUCAAGAGAUCGCCUCAGUGCUUCUUCCCUUACUAUGGAGAGUUUUGCUUUUCUUUGGGCUGGAGGAAGGGCUUCUUACGGUGUGUCAAAAGGCAAAGUCUGCUUUGAGAUGAAGGUUACAGAGAAGAUCCCAGUAAGGCAUUUAUAUACAAAAGAUAUUGACAUCCAUGAAGUUCGGAUUGGCUGGUCUCUAACCACCAGUGGAAUGCUACUUGGAGAAGAAGAAUUUUCUUAUGGGUAUUCUCUAAAAGGAAUAAAAACAUGCAACUGUGAGACUGAAGAUUAUGGAGAGAAGUUUGAUGAAAAUGAUGUGAUUACAUGUUUUGCUAACUUUGAAAGUGAUGAAGUAGAACUCUCCUAUGCAAAGAAUGGACAAGACCUUGGUGUUGCCUUCAAAAUCAGUAAGGAAAUUCUUGCUGAUCGGCCACUCUUCCCACAUGUUCUCUGCCACAACUGUGCUGUUGAAUUCAAUUUUGGUCAGAAGGAAAAGCCAUAUUUUCCCAUACCUGAAGACUAUACUCUGAUCCAGAACGUCCCCCUGGAGGACCGAGUUAGAGGUCCAAAGGGGCCUGAAGAGAAGAAAGACUGUGAAGUGGUUAUGAUGAUCGGCUUGCCAGGAGCUGGGAAAACUACCUGGGUUACUAAACAUGCAGCAGAAAAUCCUGGUAAAUACAACAUUCUUGGAACGAAUACCAUAAUGGAUAAAAUGAUGGUAGCAGGCUUUAAGAAGCAAAUGGCAGAUACGGGAAAACUGAACACACUGUUGCAGAGAGCUCCACAGUGUCUUGGAAAGUUUAUUGAGAUUGCUGCUCGUAAGAAGCGAAAUUUUAUUCUGGAUCAGACAAAUGUGUCUGCUGCUGCCCAGAGGAGAAAAAUGUGCCUGUUCGCGGGCUUCCAGCGGAAAGCUGUUGUUGUUUGCCCAAAGGAUGAAGACUAUAAGCAGAGAACACAGAAGAAAGCAGAAGUAGAGGGCAAAGACCUACCAGAACAUGCAGUUCUCAAAAUGAAAGGAAACUUUACACUGCCAGAGGUAGCUGAGUGCUUUGAUGAGAUAACCUAUGUGGAACUUCAGAAGGAGGAGGCCCAAAAACUUUUGAAGCAAUAUAAGGAAGAGAGCAAAAAGGCUCUUCACCCCGAAAAGAAACAGAAGAGCAAUAAAAAUAAGAGUGGCAAGAACCAGUUUAACAGAGGUGGUGGCCACAGAGGACGUGGCGGAUUCAAUAUGCGUGGUGGAAAUUUCAGAGGAGGAGCUCCUGGGAAUCGUGGUGGAUAUAAUAGGAGGGGCAACAUGCCACAGAGAGGUGGUGGCGGAGGCGGAAGUGGUGGAAUUGGCUAUCCAUACCCACGUGGCCCUGUUUUUAGCAGCCGAGGUGGCUAUUCAAACAGAGGAGGGAACUACAACAGAGGUGGAAUGCCCAACAGAGGGAACUACAACCAGAACUUCAGAGGACGAGGAAACAAUCGAGGCUAUAAAAAUCAAUCUCAGGGCUACAACCAGUGGCAGCAGGGUCAAUUCUGGGGUCAGAAGCCAUGGAGUCAGCAUUAUCACCAAGGAUAUUAUUGAAUACCCAAAUAAAACGAACUGAUACAUAUUUCUCCAAAACCUUCACAAGAAGUCGACUGUUUUCUUUAGUAGGCUAACUUUUUAAACAUUCCACAAGAGGAAGUGCCUGCGGGUUCCUUUUUUAGAAGCUUUGUGGGUUGAUUUUUUUUCUUUUCUUUUUUGUACAUUUUUAAUUGCAGUUUUAAAGUGAAUCGUAAGAGAACCUCAGCAUUGUGCACGAUAAGAGAAUGUGUCAGUAUUUCAGGGUUCUACAUUUUAUCUGUAAAAUGUGACUUUUUUUUUAUCACAACAAAAGUAAAAUGUUGCUUUGUACCUGGUGUCUUUUAUUAAGAAUUUACUCCCCCCAUUUCUCAGAGAUAACAGUCGGGAGUCAUUGUCACAAUAUAAUAGAAAUGUUAGCAACCAGAUUCAUGGAAGGGCCAAGUGGUCCUCAUGAAUUGCAUAAGACUCUGUACUGCUCAUAUUACACUCCAUCCUCUCUGUAGUUUGCUGAGUAGUGGAGGGGGUAUGCUAAACAGUAGUUUCUGGCAAUAACUGGGAAGGCUUUUUCUUUUUAAACAACAUUGGAAUUGGCAUAAUUGAAUGAAGAUACAACUUGGAACCAAGAUAGAGAAGAUGGAGUGUAUGUAGAAGGGCUGUUAAAAAUGUAAAACUUGGUUGUAUUAUUUGUGGAGGCUCAAACUUGUGAAGGUUAAAUACCAUAAUUUUCCAUUUGUUCUGCAUUUUGAUUCUGAAAAGAAAGCUGGCUUUGCCCAUUUCUUAUUAAAAAAACUUGUUGUAAAUCCAGUUGUCUAAUGGGAUCUAUAUGAAGUUAGCUAUGUCUGUAUGCCCUUCUCCCACAAAAUACUGUAUAACUAGUGUGCUUGUAGUAGUUAACUCCACCAUCUUUGUAAGCUAAUGCAAUUGUGAGUCACCCAUUUAUAUCUUAAUUUUUAAUCAUGUCAGUUCUUGAAUGGGUAUCUCCUUAGCCUGCUGAUUUCUUUUUUCUUUCUAAAGAAAGUGGGUGGAGAAAUUAAUUUAGACGUUUGUUUGCAAUAAAAAGAAUUCAUUUUA
This is a messenger RNA of Myotis lucifugus (little brown bat), 3554 nucleotides long. It is a transcript of the gene HNRNPU, whose product is annotated as heterogeneous nuclear ribonucleoprotein U. The record is from RefSeq and is a predicted model, not a curated record. Gene Ontology annotation, cellular component: nuclear matrix; nuclear speck; centrosome. Lineage: Eukaryota; Metazoa; Chordata; Mammalia; Chiroptera; Vespertilionidae. The coding region runs from base 207 to 2501 and encodes 764 amino acids. Gene Ontology annotation, biological process: positive regulation of transcription by RNA polymerase II; negative regulation of transcription by RNA polymerase II; positive regulation of attachment of mitotic spindle microtubules to kinetochore. Gene Ontology annotation, molecular function: RNA polymerase II cis-regulatory region sequence-specific DNA binding; RNA polymerase II C-terminal domain binding; pre-mRNA binding. The transcript is spliced from 14 exons.